Liolophura sinensis is the source of this 336-nucleotide messenger RNA. RefSeq names its product small ribosomal subunit protein uS12m-like. Gene Ontology annotation, cellular component: small ribosomal subunit; ribosome. Gene Ontology annotation, biological process: translation. Bases 1 to 336 code for a protein of 111 amino acids. The record is from RefSeq and is a predicted model, not a curated record. Gene Ontology annotation, molecular function: structural constituent of ribosome. NCBI's taxonomy places the organism in Eukaryota, Metazoa, Mollusca, Polyplacophora, Chitonida, Chitonidae. The transcript has a single exon.
AUGGCAUCUCUGAUGCAAAUGCAUAGAAAAGGCCCACCCAAAAAGCCUCCCAAGAAGCUUGGCCCCACAGAUGGCAGACCAUUUUUACGGGGUGUUGUGUUAAAGACACUUGUCAAGAAACCCAAGAAGCCAAAUUCUGCCAAUCGUAAAUGUGUGCGUGUGAAGUUAAGCACUGGUCGUGAGGCUACAGCGUAUGUUCCAGGUGAAGGGCAUAACCUGCAGGAGCACAGUAUUGUGUUAGUCAGAGGGGGACGAGUUCAAGAUUUACCAGGUGUCAAGCUCAAGUGUGUGCGAGGAAAAUAUGACUUGCCCCAUGUGAAAAAGGAUAGCGGGUGA